This is a messenger RNA of Paramecium primaurelia, 4719 nucleotides long. NCBI's taxonomy places the organism in Eukaryota, Ciliophora, Oligohymenophorea, Peniculida, Parameciidae. The record is from the annotation of a GenBank genome assembly.
AUGCAUCUAAUACCUUUAAUAAUGUUUAUGUUACAUAAGGUUAUUUGGGUUCUUCUAUUUUACCAUUAUUAAAAAUAACAAACUUAGGAUAGGUUUAUUAAAUUAAUUCAGAAGAAUUUGUUGUUAAAGUUUGUGAGUCUCAUUUAUACAUUAUAUUAAAAAUUGAUAAGCACAUAUUUAUUUAUGUUAUUUAGUCUUCUCUGUAUGACAAGUUUAAGAAAAUAAAUACAAUUAUUUGAAUAAGAAAAAAUAAUGAUAAUUCACAUAAUAAUCAAUUUUAUAACUAUAUUUAUUUUAUUGCUUGAAUCAUUAUUUACUUUAUGCUAUUUUGAUUAAUCUAUUACACAUUAAGUAAAAGAUAUAGAAAGAACAAGACUUACAAAAACACGUGUUAUUUAUCAAGUGUUAAUUAUAUUAUAAAUCUUUUAAGUAAUAUUGGUUAAUUUAGAAUACAUAUUAUAUAUAUAAACACUGUUAGUAAUAUUAACAUAGAUUGUAUUAAUUUAUGAUUAAUUUAAAUAUUUUACUCUUAAUUUAACUUUUUAAUAAUAACCAACCUUGAUGGCAAUUUCAAUUAAUAUUGCCUUUCAUUUACAUACAUUAAUUUUUUAAUAGUACAUACUUAAUUAAAUUUUAUUACCACUUUUAAUUCUUGGUAUGUUAACAUUUUAUAUUAUAAAUAAUUAUAAUUAAUAUUUUAAUAGUUUAUAAUUGAAAUUGCUAUUUAUGUAAGAAUUUAAUUCAAUUUGGCAAAUAAAGUAUUCCUUAAUAAAAUUAUAGAAUAAUGAUUUGAAUUCCAAAUAAUCAGAGAUAAUCAUCAAAUCUUUAAUUGCAUCAGAACAUAGAAAAAAUUGCAACGAUAUCAAAUGUUUCUACUGUGGUCAUUAAUAUAUAAUGUACACAACUUAAACAUGUGGAAUAACACUUUAAAUUUAUAGAGAAUUCAUAAUGAAAAAAAUGAAAUAAUUUACUUAAUUAUUUUAAAUAAAUUCAAAAUAAGAAUAUGAAAAUUAAGUACUAUUAUAAUAUGCAUUUAUGCUUUAUGAUUUUGGAUUAAUUAUGAGAUCUGUUAAAUUACUUUGUUAUUUAAAUUAUAAUUGUAAAAAUAAUGAUAAUAAUAAAUUAAAUUCAUUAUCAUUUUCUAGAGAUUAAUUAACAUAAAUGUAGAAUUAUGAUCUAUCAACUAUGAAUUAAACAAUUUUAUAAGAAUGUUUUGAAUAAAAUAAUACUUUAUUAUAAAUGCUAUCAGUAUACAAUUUAAAAUUCAAUUAUUUCGAUAUUGUGAAAUUAACAUUUAUUUUUAAUUAAGCUAAGAGUAAAAUAAAUGCAUCAUUAGGUACAUCUUUUCAUGCAGCUUAAAAAUCAUUUAUAUCAGAUUAUAUAGAAUAGAAUAUUGAACUUGAUAUAAUGCUUACUUAAAAAGAAAGAUUAAUUUUUGAUUUAAUUGAAUAAAAAUUAUAAUUCUAUUAAAUGAUUGUAAAAACAACUAUGAUUAAUGAAUAAAUUAGUGUUUUACAUAAUAAAGUAUAUAAAUUGUGUUAUAAUUUAUGUGAUUUGCAAAAAAAGAUAGCGUUAGCAUAUAAACAUAAACCAAGUUUUAAAUUACAUAGAAUUGUAUGUUUCUUUUAUGGUGAAGUAUUGUGUGACUACAAAAAAGCUAUACAUUUUUUUAGAAAUUCUGACUUUUUUGAAGCAUAAAAAUUAUAAUUUUAGUAGAUUAAAAAUUUUAAUAUAAAUUCUUCAAAUGUUCAUUAUCUAAUUUUGGAAGUAAAGGAUGAUAUGGAGACUUUGAAAAUUUAAUAAUUCUCUAAUAAAUUUUUUCAUUCUUUUGGUGGAGGGAUAUAACAUGCAGAAGAACAUUAAUUUAAUGAUUUAUUACCUAAAUACUUAGUAUAACAUCAUUGUAAUUUAGUUAAAAGGUUUUUUGAAACAGGUGAAGCUAAAUAUUAUUAGAUGUUUGAUAUCAAUUAUAUAAAAAAUAAGAAUUAACUCUUGACUCCAAUAAAUAUGUGUUUUAUUAUAACAAACAAAUUUGUUAAUUAAAAUAUUACAUUUGCUACAUUUUUAUAAGAAGCUUCCUAAGAUUAGGUUUAUAUUAUUGUAGAUGGGAUUAGUUUAGCAUGUACAUUUACAUAAAAUUUAUUAACAUUAAUAGGUUGGUUUGAAAGUGAUAUAGAAACUUUAUGUUAAUAAGAAAAAUAUGAAAAUUUAUAAAUAACUAGAAUAUAUCCAAAUUUUGUUAGAUUUAUUAGAUAAAAUAAAAUAAAAUAUUCAAAACUUAAUUAAAGUAUCCUUAUUUUACCAAAACCAUAAUACAAUAUAUAAACUUAGAGAUCCUUUUUAUCUGGAGAUGCUUAACUUAUGCUUAAUUAUGUUCAUACAGAAUGUGAUUUACUUAUAACAAAAAAUAAAAUUGGAAAUUAUGAAUACUUUGUUAUAAAUGUAGUUAAAAUAGCUGAACAAUAAUAAUUAAAUCAUUCAUUUGCAAGAAUUCCUUUAUCUCAACCUAAAUUUUGUGAUGAAAAUAAAUAUUUAGUUGAUCAAACUGAUAAAGUAGGAAUUUAAAAAAUAAAUGCUAUCAAUUUUUGUGAUUAACAUAUACCAUAAUCAAUAGCCAUAACAUAAGUUUAGACUGCUGAUUAAAACAAUAGAAAAUUUAGUAUAAAUAAAAAUUUGAUGACAAUUUAAUCAUUUAAAUAAUAAAAUUCUUUAGUAAAUAAUACUUAAUAAUUAUUUUUUGCUGAUAAUAAUACUUAUGAAUAAUAAGAAUAAAUAUUUGCUAUGUCUAAUAAAGUUGAUGAAGAAAAAGUACGUAGAAAAAAGAUUAAAAAAACAACAAUUUAUAGUGAAGCAUAUUUAGAAAAUGCUUCAGUAAAUAAAAAGUAUUAAUUAAUUUAAUCAAUUUUGGCAGUACAAUCUCCAAAAUAUUUAUAAAAGUUUUUUUUUCUUGUUGUUUUAUGGCAUUCAAUAUUUAUAUUAUUUAUUUUUCUAUUCCAUAUAUCUAUGAGAUCUGAUAUUACUAAUGUUAAAUUUUUAUUGGAAAUGUUAACAUUUCAUGCUGCUAUAAUGGCUCCUCAUGAUUUAUUUUUUUCAAUGAGAGUAACCAUUACUUAAUAUUAAUAAAUGUAAAGAGAUGGUUUCAUACCAAAAGAUAGAUUACAAGAAUUAACUGAUCCUUAUUAUUAAUAUAUUGAUCUUGGAUUUUAAGAAUUAAAAGAUAACUUUUAUGAAUAAUUAAAUAAUGAAUAUUUAUAAGAUUUCCUUAAUGGUUAAAAUUUUACUAUGUAUUUUAUGUAGGAUAAUGAGACAUAAAUUUACCCUAUAAAUCUAUCCCUUAGAGAUACCUUAUUUGUAAUUUUAUAAUAUUAAUACUCUCAAAUGAUGACAUUUUAUUAUAGAGAAAGUACUACUGGUAAACCAUAUUAAAUUUCUUUGUUUGCUAAUUAUUUUCAUUUACAUUAAUAAUGUCAAAAUAUUACAACUACUUUAUUUAAUUAUUCUAUAGAGAAUAAAAAUUAGAUUUAUACUAAAUGGUAAAUUAUAUCAAUAAUUGGAUUUCUUAUUAUACUACUACUCUACAUAAUAAUUUAAUGUUAUUAGAUCUAUUAUUUCAUUCAAAUUGAUAUGUUAUUUUUAUUAUUAAAUACUAUGAGUUAUGAAAUGAUAGAAUCUGAAAUUGAUAAAUUCAUAAAUUACAAGAAUCAAUAUAAAUUGGAUAGACAUUGUCUAUAAUAAUAUGAUCCUAUUGAUAGAUCAUUUACUUAUUUAUCAAAACCUCUUAAAUUUUAAGGGUAAAGAUAUCUUAAAUUGCAUAUAGGAUCUUUGAACAAUUAAAAAUUACUAAACUAUUUAAUUUUAGUAUUUAUGUUUAUUGUUAUUACUUUCUUUUUUAUUCUAACUUUUAUAUCUUCUCAUCUUUACUUAAGUAAGUACAAUGAUACAUUAUAAUUCUUUGGAUAAAUACAAGAUUUUAAAUUAAGAACAGGUAGCUUAUAUUUAUAUAGGGAAAUAUUUUUUAGAUGGAAUAAUUUUACAUUUUUAACCAAUUAAGAUAAAAUUUAACUUUAUUCACUUAUUGAUUAAGCAUAAUAAUCUAUUUAAAAUUAUAUAGAAUUAUCAGAUAUGAUAUAAUUUGAUUAAUUUUUAGUAGAUGAUUAAUUUAUUUCAUUGUUUCAUGCCAUAAGCAAAGAAAAUCUAUGUUAAUUUAUUGAUGAAGUAAUUUUAUAAUUAUAAUUUAUAGAGAUUUUAGAAUCUAACUUCUAGAUAUUGUUAUUUAGCAUUUGAUGGAACCUUAAGAUAAGGUAUGAUUUCGACAUUAAAUUAUAUAUCAAAUUCUUUCAAAACAUAAUAAACUAUUAAUAAUUUUACUAAACGUGUAGAAAUCAAUUAUUAUGAAUAAGAAGGAUCUUAAAUAGUUACAAGAGUAUUCUUUACACUUUCAAAAUAAUUUAGUUAAAGUGCAGACUCUUAAGCUGAUUUUACAAAUACAAUUAUCAAAGUAUAAUAUUUAAAUUAUUAUUAUAGAUUUUAUCUAUAUGUUAUUUUUGUUAUAUAUUUUUGAUUUUAGUUUUCCUUUAUGGUUUUUAUAGAUCAUAUUUAGUAUGGCUAUUUAAAUCCUUAAAAGGUAUUGUGCAUUUGAUACCUUUUGAAGCAUUAAUUUUUAGUGAGACUCUAGAGAUUUAAUUGAAAGAAUUGAUUUAUAGAUUGCAAUUACUUUGA